CCCCCUCAAACUGCUAGCCGUCGGUGUGUGUUGUUGUUCAAGCAAUGAUGGCGGCGGCAGCGGGAUGCGGAUCGGCAACCGCGGCUGCCGUAGGAGGCCAAGGUGGAAACGCUACGGCCAGAGGUCGUUUCCCCGGUCGGCCUUGGUCAUCGCGGAGUCGUUUGCGAUCCGAGAAGCGAUGGCAACUCGGGCGUUCGAGCUCAGAAGCUGAUGAUGUGACUAACGGAGGGCCAAGGCCCGCAAACCUGGCUCUUUCGUUAAACGAAGACCAGUCUCACUUGCGCCUACUCGGGAUAGAGGCAAGCCACAAGAUCCUCGGCCAAGCUGGAUACAGCUCUAGUGGAAGUGAAGAGGGUGAUGACUUCAAAGGAUUUGAAGCUGACAAAAGAGGUUCUGCCGAAUCUGCAAUGCUGCAAAAAAAUUCUUCCAAAGGAGACACUGUCAGCACAAAAUCUAGGAGAAAAAGUGAGAAGCCGCCACAAAAAGUGCCAGCAAUUGAUGAGGCUAUCCCGCCUGACCCUGUAAAAGAAGAGAAAGCUGCGGAGGAAACACAGGACAUAUCUCUAGAAACAAAACCGGCGAGGGAUUCAAAGAAGCCGUCAAAAGGAAAAAACACUAUGGACCAGGGGUCAGCUAAAGGCAGAGCAUCAGCUGCAGCCCCAAGGAUUACUAUUAAGUUGGUGGCCAAAAAGAAGGUGAAAACUUUAAAAGAGCCUCAGAUAAAAGCGGAUAGAAAGUUAAAACUGAAAGAAGCGCAGGACCAGCCCGAUGUUGAGGACAAUCAGGCUGAUCAGAUUUUAAGUGCUCAUAUCAAGUUGAAAACAGAGUCGUUCAGCGAUGAACUCAGCCCCGGGGAGAAAGCACCAGCUACCGUACCUAUGAGGAGGCGUGGGAGAUCUGCUGUAAAGGUAGCAGAGCCUUUAAGCCAGACUACUGCCAAAGUUGUGGUUGGUGACCAAAAAUCUAAAGAGAAGCAACCGACCAACAUGGAUAAGGAAAGCGGUUCUGCGAAGCAAAAACUGAACGCGAAGGAUGUAAAGAAAAAGAGAGCUGCCCUGCCUCGGCGUUCUGGGGUUAGACUUGUUACCCGUAGAAGUGCGAGAGUUUCUACCCCCCUCUCUAAAAACACAACAGACGCUGUUUCUGAAACAGAAAGUCUGAGUAAACCUGCAACUGUUCAGCCCGAGUCCAAGACCGAAAUCUCACAAAAAGCUCAAGCCAAACCAGCAGUGCGUAGAGAAGGACGACGGCAAAGCAGAAGAUUAAAUAAAGAUAUUACAGUACCAGAAAAUCAUGGCUCAUUAUCCACAGAACCGGACAAUUUAUCUGCACAUGCCGGUGAAAGUGUGCCCAUUAAAAUCGAGGAAAUGAGAGUCCCCAGCAUAAAGUUAAUAAAGAUCAGAAACCCUAAAUAUGAUGCACAAGCCAGUGGGAAGACUUUGUCUCGUAAGAAAAAACGGAAAAAAUAUAUUUGGACUUUAGCAUUGGUCGAAUUAGGAAGUCCAACUGUGAGGGCAGAAGAUAGCCUUAAAGUACCAACAGAGGCUGUUAGCAAAGAGGACCAGGCACCUCUUUGUGACACCAAUGUUAAGAAAACCCCAAAGAGAAAGGGUAGAAAAUCCAAAAAGGAAAGCACGGUUCCGCUUGAAAGCCAGAACAAUGUUGAAAAGGAUCCACAAAGCAUGGCUGACUCUGAAACAUCAAGUUUAAAUGUGCAAGCUGAAGCAGAUCCUACGCCUGAAACUCCCACGCAAGACACCUCCAAAGCAGAUUGCGGGAAGGUACCACCUCUUCAGAUUAAAAAAGUCUCUUCUCCCGGCAAACAUAAAAGCUCUAAGCCGUCUUUUCUCAUUCAGCAGGUUAGCCCUAUACCUGAAAAGAAGGAGGAAAAUAUGAAGGAUUUGCCAGAAGCUCAAGAGGAGAUGUCUUCUUUACAGGAUACUGAGGGCAGCCCGGUUAGGAGGCUAAGAAGGAGGGCAUCAAGUCUUGAGUCACCGCAGAAGAAAUGUGUCAGCCAGAAACCUUCAACCGUUCAGAAACGAAGGUUAAGGAAAAGUCCUCAAGAGAAAGAAAUGCCACAGCUGAAAGCCGAAGUUUCUUCUCAGGUUUCCUCCGAAGAGUCCGCCCCUCAAAUUCUUACAACAACCUCAUGUCCUAAUUUGGCCGAAGAUCCCCCAGUGGCUACCAGUUUAAACCCCCCUGAUAUUCUAGAAAAGGAAACACCAAAAGUCCCAGAUAGUCCACCACAAAUGCAGGCUGAAGUUUCUCCACAGACACUGGAGAACAAGCCAGAGCCGCAGAUUGAAGAGGCUCAGCCAUUGACAGUGCCUUCCAAACCUAAAAAGCCCAGAACAAAUAAGCAAGGCAAGAAAAAGAAGAUGGGUCGAAAGCCGAAGGCUUUGGUUUUACCUGAUGCCACCGUAGAGACGGCCCCCGACGCUGUUGAGGUUAACACGGAGCCCGCUCAGUUGGAAAAUUUUCAGCCUUUAGUCGAAGAGGUGAGUCAGCCGGAGGGAGAGGAGAGAACAGAACCAGAGUCGGAGACCAAACAGGACUCCGUGUCAGUAGAAGUCCAAGAACAACCGGUACGCCCAACAGUAAAAGAAGAACCGGAUAUGCAGUCUAUAGACAGUAAGCAUUUGGAAGACGGGCAGCGGUUGGAAGACGGGCAGCGGUUGGAAAGCAGGCAGCGGUUGGAAGACGGGCAGCGGUUGGAAGACGGGCAGCGGUUGGAAGACGGGCAGCGGUUGGAAAGCAGGCAGCGGUUGGAAGACGGGCAGCGGUUGGAAGACAGGCAGCGGUUGGAAGACGGGCAGCGGUUGGAAAGCAGGCAGCGGUUGGAAGACGGGCAGCGGUUGGAAGAAGGGCAGCAUUUGGAAGACGGGCAGCAUUUGGAAGACGGGCAGCAUUUGGAAGGCGGGCAACAGCUACACAGCCAGGAGAUGGACAGUCAGCAGUUAGUGGUGUCUAAAAGUCAAACAUUUGCUCAAACUAUAUCUAAGAAACCUUACAAAAAGCUAAAAAAGAAACGUAAAAACCUAAUUGGUCAGCAUCAAAAGCACAAGCACAGAGGCAGGGAUGGGAAAUUUGCUCCACUUACAUCUCAUGAAAGUCAAAGUUCCUUUGAGGCUAAUGAUAACAGUUCUCUGCUUCUGACAGGCCCCACUCCUCCCCACAGUGCGACGCUCAUCGGAGUACAGAAAAAAUACAAAAAGAAGCACACAGGCCUGCAUUUUGUUGGAGCUAAAAAGUCAAAAUCUCGGUCUAAAAUCAUUUCCAGCCUGAUUGAUAUGGGAAUGGACAAAGGUAGUUUAAAGCAAGAAGAAGCCGACACUCCAGUGGACACUGAACAGCAUGAUGUUGUGAAUGCCCAGCCUUGCAAGUCAAAGUUUGUCAAAAACAUCAAGCACUUUAUCAUGCCUGUGGUAAGUGCAAGGUCCUCCCGAGUGAUCAAGACUCCACAGAGGUUCAUGGAUGACAUCGGCAUGUCUGUGUUGCCUCGAAGGCACUCUCCAAAGAAGGGUUUACAGCUGGGCUUGAACAUUCGUCCAGGGAAGAGACGAGAGGAUGGGCCUGAAAGGCCACUGUCUCCCAUCUUUCCUAUUGACGAGGACAUUUUGAGCGAAGCUCAGCUGGAUGUUGAUCUGUUUUCAGCUCAGGACCUGGAGGACAGCAUUGAUUUAGCUGACAGCCUGUUUUUUGACUGUAAAAGUGAGAAAAACGAAAAGAAGUCUCCUCUAAAGAACGCUAGCUUCAAGUGGAAUCUUCCUGAAGAUCCCUGCGAGGAGUUAUUUACACUGGAUAAAAGCGCAGAGAGCAAAUGUGAGGAUCUGUUUUUAUCUACCACAGCAGAUAAGCUCCCAGAACCGUCUUCAGACCUCACAGAGGUUCUGAAAAAGAAGAGUCCGCCCAAAUUUAACAAGCAGGCAGCUCACCUGAACAUUUACCAGAGACUUAAAAAGCCUGUCUUAGGACUUCCAAAAAGCAAAAUCACACAAGAGCUGGAACCUACGUGCAAACCCACUUUGCCUCCAGUUGAUUUAGCAGAGGGACUCGACGAUGAGGUCAUGAGCAUCAGUCUGAGACAGCGGGACACAAACGUAGAAAAGGAAAAGUCCAAGAUAAAGAUCGAAGACCUGGACAGUCCAGGGGUGGUUCGAAAGGUUUCUGUCUGCGUUCGGACUCCUCAUUCCUACGCCGCUGCUUUGAAGCAAUGUGAAGAGGAAGCAUCAGCAGUAAAAGACUCAGCUUUAAGUGACUCAGGAGGGCUGUCGGUACAGAAAUCACACGCAGCUGAAGGCGUUCCUCCUGGGCAUACGGAGAGGGGAGCGCCACAAAGGCCACGCCUCACUAGUGCAAAUAAACGGAUGUUGAAUCUCCUCAGGAAAGCAAAGGUUCAACUCAUUAAAAUUGACCAGCAGAAACAGCUAAAGUCAUCUGGGCUGUUAUCUGGCACCGCUGCUUCCCGAUCCCAAGAUAUUGCCUCAAAAAGACAUAGGAGGAAGCAGAGGGCGCAGGUUCCUCGUCCUCAGGUUCCUGUCAAGACAGAGCCACUUCAAGGACAACCACAGCUCAUCUCUCCAUUGUGCCAGGAGUUCCGGCGAGCAGGCGGCCCACGUAUCAAGCAUGUGUGUCGCGCCGCCUCCGUCGUCCUGGGCCAGCCCCGAGCCAUGGUACCUGAUGACAUUCCCCGACUGAGUGCCUUGCCGCUGCAUGAAAGAUCCGGCAUUUCCCCGUCAGCUAUCCCUAAAGAUAUUGGGUCUCCAUCAGAGUCAGACAGCCCCAGCCUAUCGGAUCCUAAGGCAACAAAGUCUAAAAAGCCGUCCAACUUUGGGAAGAAGAAAGGCCUCGGGCCGUUCGGAUACCGCUCGCGGCGGUGUGGCAUCUGCAAGGGCUGCAACCACGAGGAGGAUUGUGGGAAGUGCAUAAACUGCCUCGACAAGCCGAAGUUUGGUGGCCCUAACACUAAACGACAAUGUUGUGUGUAUAAGAGAUGUGAUCAGAUUGAAGAGAGGAAAGCGCGCAGACUUAGCGGCAGAACAGCUCCCAAAAGUUCGUCUAAGCGGAGGCGGUCCUCCUUCAGCGGGGGUUGUUCAAGCAAUGACGAAGGCAACGAGGGUGGUGGGGACUCGCCAUCUGGUCCCAACACAGACGGUCACAGUCCAUCAGUAAGGAAGCAGCCAAAGCGCGUUGUGAAGCCACGCGUCUAUUUUAACCUGAUGGAUUACGACUCAGACCUUGACAACAAAGCUUUAUCGAGCUCUGCCUCACCAGCAAGAAGGAGGGGUGCUGGACAUCGCUUCAACCAAGACUUUGUCUCCCUGGACGGGUUCUUUGAAGACUUCUCAGAUGAUGAAGUCCGACACCGUAAAUCCAGUUCACAUCGGGUACCACAGAGUCGACGGAAACCUGAGAAGGCGCUUCCAUCUCAGGUUCCCUUGGAGCAAACCCCCCCCAGUGUCCUUGCUGCCCUUGCUCAUGGGUUUGAGCAGCGGGAAGUCGAGUCUUCUAAACCAACUCACAAACUCAGGGUGGACUUCAAAGAGGACUGUACUUUGGAGAAUGUCUGGAAUAUGGGUGGUUUGAGUAUUCUGACCUCUGCACCUGUCAUGCCGCCCUACGUGUGCUUCCUUUGCGCCAGUAAAGGACAACAUGAGAUGCUCUACUGCCAAGUAUGCUGCGAACCCUUCCACCAGUUUUGCCUAGACCCUGCUGACCGCCCCUCAGAGGAAAAUAAAGAAAAUUGGUGCUGUCGACGCUGCAAGUUUUGUCAUGUUUGUGGAGGGAAAAACAGACUCUCCAAGCCUUUAUUGGAGUGUGAACGAUGCCAAAACUGUUAUCAUGCUUCCUGCUUGGGACCAAACUAUCCAAGGCAAAACAAGAAAAGGAAAGCCUGGGUUUGUACAACAUGCAUCCGGUGCAAAAGCUGUGGUGUGACACCAGGAAAGACCUGGGACACGGACUGGAACCAUGACAAAGGCCUUUGUCCAGACUGUUCAAUCCUGUUUGACCAGGGUAAUUAUUGUCCAAUCUGCUUCAAAUGUUAUGAAGACAAUGACUACGAUAGCCAGAUGAUGCAGUGCGGCUCAUGCAACCACUGGGUACAUGCCAGGUGUGAGGAUCUAACAGAUGAGCUGUAUGAGAUCCUGUCCAGCCUGCCUGAAAGCGUGGUGUAUUCAUGCCGGCCAUGCAGUGUGACCCAACCGAGCGCCUGGAGGGAGCUGCUUUACAUCGAGCUCAGAGCUGGGGUGGAGAAGGUGUUGGCAUGCCUGCUCUCCUCCACUCUCACACAGCAUCUUGUCACAUGCUCACAGUGUGAAAAGCUGGUCGAUCCUGACAGUGUGGUUGAAAACCAGCCAGCCUGUGACCUCCGAGCUGUUGGCAAAAAGUUUGACAAAGGCCUCUACACCACCCUGAAAAUGUUCCAUGAAGAUGUGGUUCAAGUGAUACGAAAAAGACUUGAGCAGGAAGACCAUCUCCCAGAGGAGCAGAGGCCCACUGCUCUGGCUCGCUCUUACUACCUAAAGCUUCUGGAAGAGGUUUUUAACUGGUUUAACAGCCAAGACCCAAAGCUGUGGAACCUUUCUGCCAAAGACUUAACACCAGGUAUGCUGUCGACUGCUGUUCAUCCUCCCACAACGGAACAUGUUUACGCUCAGUGGCAGGAGAGGAAGGAGCUGCUGUCCCGGCCCCCGCUGGGCCUCCUUCAGGAUGACAACGGACUACAAACACUGGAUAUAAAAGAGGAGGACGCGGCUUCUCCAAUGUCAGGGGACUCACUGAGCCGAAACCACUUCAAAAAUAGCCGGACAGCCAAACUCAAAGGAAAAAGAGGCAGACUUUCAAAAGCUGACUUGGACACUGGGUGGUCCAAAGAGGAUGAAAGGCAGUGCUCCUUGUGUCAGAAAUAUGGAGAUCUCAAACCCAAUGAAGCAGGAAGACUUCUCUACCUUGGCCAGAAUGAGUGGGCACACGUCAACUGCUGUUUGUGGUCUGCUGAGGUCUUUGAAGAAGAUAAUGGCUCCUUGUUACAUGUACACAGCGCUGUGACAAGGGGGCGGCUGAUGCGAUGCGAGCGCUGUAAUCAGACUGGUGCCACCGUGGGCUGCUGUUUGACAUCUUGUCAAAGCAACUACCAUUUCAUGUGUGCCCGUUCGCGACAGUGUGUGUUCCAGGAUGAUAAAAAGGUCUACUGCCACAAACACAGACAUCUCAUUAGUGGAAGGAUGAUAACUGGUCAGGAGUUUGAAGUAAACCGCAGAGUCUAUGUGGACUUUGAAGGGAUCAGCCUUCGCAGAAAGUUCCUCACUGGACUAGAGCCAGAACUGAUCAAUGUUAUGAUUGGUUCGUUGCAGAUUGAAAAGUUGGGUAUGCUGUCUGAGCUUUCAGCUAGCAAAGGCAAACUGUUUCCUGUUGGGUUUCAGUGCUCUCGAUGGUACUGGAGUACCCUGAACCCACUGCAACGGUGCAGAUAUACCUGUAAAAUUCGGGAGGUGCGGCCUGUUAUCCAGGAGAAGCCUGUUGAAGAAAUGCCAGACCAGGGAGACAAUCACACUAUCGCCCACAGUCCACGUCAACUGCCUGGAGCUUCUGUCGAAGAGGCAGAGGAAACGGAAGUCCACCACCCUUCAGAGGAAUCCCAUCUUCUGUGUCUUCCCCCAAAGUCUGAUCAUAGUACAAAGCCAAAAAUCCCCAAUCAUCCUCUUCAUCGGCGACCAGCUGGAGGUCUGUCCCGUCCUCUGCCAUGUCCAGGUGUAGUUCAGACUAAACCCCACCACAUCCUGACCAUAAGUGAUCUAGAAGAGACCCGGAGAGCUCGCCGCCACAGCCCACACUCUGGGACACCAGGCCUAAAGAGUCGUAUGUCCCCGCCCCCCGUUGCCCCUCUAACCGGACCCAUUACCCUCCGUGCCGGGAAAUCUCCUCACCCAACCUCCCCUUUGUUUCCACUCGGUGUUUCAGACAACCUGAUGAAUUCAUCCCGCUCAGUCGGUGGUAGAAACGCUUCCUCAGUCCGCGCCACAUCGUUCUUCCCUCAGUCUCACUGGCAUGAGAACACAACCUCCAUGCAGCAGUUACCCAGGAGCCGCCUGUCCUUUGAUCUGAGUGGCUCCGAUUCAGUUGAGGUGCCGCACAACUUUUUAGCUUCGCCGGAGCCAGAAGACGUCUCUCCAGCAAACGGCGCUUCGCCCCACGGCGAUGUAGACAAGCACGGUGACCAUUUUCCAUACGACUCCUUUCACAGAGAGUCCAGCAUAAGUCUGGGUGAGGAGAUGCGAACAGAACUGGAGAUUGAAGAAACACUUCUGAACGAAGGUGUGGCAAUGAACUGCGGGGGGCAGAUAGUGGUGGAAGGUGAUGAUGCGGAGCAGUUUUGGGGAAGAACCAAAGAGGUACGGAAGAGGAAAUCCCUUGUUGCAAAUCUUCCACGUUCUGCAGCCUCGGCAAAGGAAGAUUUGGGAAGCACCUCCUCAGAUGAUGAUAUGGAGCACUACUUGAACUUUUCAAGAACUGUAGUCAGCUGCCCAGCAUCCAAAGAUCGAUCUAAGUCUCCUUGCUCCUCUUCUUCAACCCGGCCCUUGGCUCAGCUGGAUGGGAUAGAUGACGGUACUGAGAGUGACGCAAGCCUAGCGGCCACCGAUGAUUCUCAGAAGGUUGAUGGACCUGGGAAAAAUGAGAUAAAAAGAAAAGACCUUCAUAAUAAAAGUAGUGAAAUCACAAACAGAGCCAAAUUAGCUAAUCUCUCAUUUCACCACAACCAAGCAGCACCUUCAGGUGCUAGAAAAGGUACAGCUGACAGACCCCCCCAAUGUCCGCCGAUAUCCUGUGAUGCCUCAAACACUCCUUUGAUAGAUCAUGAAUCUAUACCUCCUACUCCAGGUGUCGAAGCUCUUCCUAACUUGCUCAUUAAGGUGCCUGAGACGUGCUAUUCAGACCCGUUGUCGUCCGGUUCCAGUUUAGGCUUUGCCUCUGAAGCGGCGCUUGUGCUUGAGAGAUGUGACGGAAACCCAAGUUUCACUGAACUGCUUCCUGUUGUACAAGGACCUGAAAGCCAGCAGAGUGAAAUCUGCGAAGCCCUGAACUCGGAGUCCGACGGCCCCAACUUUACGUCUUCAGCCGAGGACCCUGCUGUUUUGACAAACCAUAUAACAUCUGAUCUGAUGGAUUCAGCUGAUAAUAGCCAGAGCUCCACGCUGGGCCUUCUCCAGCCCCCCUCUUUUAUGCCUACAGAUGUGCAAACCCCCUCGCAAUGCCUCGUAGAUUCUCUUGAGGUGUAUCCCUGUUUACCAGGUUUCAGUAAUCCUCCUCUAACCAGUAUCACACUUCAGCCAGUGGCACCACCUCAGGAAUCCCAGAACUUCCCCUGCAUUGAGCCUUUGUCCUCUAAACUGACAACCCUUACUCCUGUAGGAGAUGUUAUCCAAACGCCGCUGAAUGACCCUCAGAAUGAUCCAGCAUUACCAGCUUGUUUAGGGACUGGUUCCCCAACGGAAACUUGCGCUGCUCUGUUCUCUGCUCAGACGCAUCCGUUCAGUUCUGGCACUGCUGUUUCUUCCUCUGUUUCUGUAUCAACUCUUCCUGGGCUGUUAGCACAGGGUGCAGCCACUCCAAUACCGCUGCAGACCACUUCUGCUCCUGUGGUCCUGAACGGUUAUAGCUCCUCCACUACACAGAAGGAAGCAAUGUCCAGCCACACAAUCUCCAUCAACUUCUCCUCUCAGAGGCAAGCGAUAGAACCUCACCAGCAGGUGCUGCCUCAGGCAUUACCUGGUCACGCCAUCCUUACUGUGAAAGAGGUCGGAGGUCCGAAUGUAGAUCCCACUCCUCAUGUUUUGUUGGUGAACCGCCUUGGGCAGAUCUUUGUGAAGAACCCUGAAAACAAUGCAUUCCAACUGCCCACUCCGAAUUCCUCAUCCUAUAACUGUGUCACCCAGAUUGCCAGUCUUUUGCAGAGCAACGCUCUUUCAGCCACACUGGCUGCAGCUGGAAACAUGACUGUUGCUCCACCUGGCACCAGCCUGACGGCAGCUUCUGCUACCGCCACACCGUCGGCUCAGAACCCAACCACAGUUACACAGCUGCUCACACACAACAGCAACGGCGCCGUGGCCUCAUCCAAUUCCAAGAAGCCCAGAAAAAAUACAAAAACUCUGAAAGAUGAAGCAGCCUCUGAGCUGAAGAAACCAAAGAAGAAGAAGGAGUCCAGUUCAUCCAGGAAAUCAAAGUCCUCCAAGGCUGCAGGACAGCCUGCCUUAUCUGCUGAGACUCACCAGAUGAGUCCUGCCGAGAGCGCCCAGGCGAUCAUCAAUCAAGCAAUGGCGAGUAACUACACCCCAAAGUGGACCGGGCUCCAGACAAUGAGUCCUUCCUCACUGGUUCUACCGCCUGGCCUUCUAAUUGAGCCCGAAUCUCCAGUAUCGCCACGUUCUCCUUCACCUCCAGCACCACCGCCGCCACCUCCAGCCCCUCGGCCUCGUUCCCACGUCCGCAUGAAGAGAGUGUCUUCCCUCUCCGACCGCAUCGUCACGAAGAAGUGUAAAGUUGACUUCCUGCCACCAGAGGGCAUCAGCGAAGAGGAGGAGCCCCGUAAAGCCGCUUUUCCAAGCGCAUCCAACAGGGCCUCAGGAGUUCGCAUUAAAACCCCAACAGUGAAGGGCGUCCUGAAUCUGGAUGAGAUGAAGGAUGAACAUCUUAGUGAUUCUGAGAGCUCAGGGUCCGACUCUUGGAGCUUCCUGUCUCAGGGUGAUGCUGGAAAGCACCUUGCAAGAGAAAGCUUGGGUCACAUGAACUUGACCGACUGGAAGAAAUACUCAGGCUCUGUUUCAACUUCAGAUGAUGAACCGACACCUUCUGAUGAUGACGAUGAUGGACGUCCAAUUAACAAAGACCAGCCUCAUCUGCGAUUUGAGAUUACCAGCGAUGAUGGUUUCAGCGUGGAGGCAGACAGUGUUGAGGUGGCCUGGAAAGCAGUAAUUGAUGGUGUGCAGGAAGCCAGAGCGAUCACAAGGCUCAGGCCUCUGGCUUUUCAGAAGAUCACUGGCCCUCGUAUGGUGGGACUGAUCCACGAUGCGGUGGUGUUUUUGCUGGAGCAGCUUGAGGGGGCUCACCGCUGUCAGCGUCAUUCUUUCCGUUUCUUCAAACAGUUUAGCCAAGAAGAGGACUUGCCUGUGAAUCCUACCGGCUGUGCCCGCUCUGAGCUUUAUGUUAGGAAGUCCACUUUCGACAUGUUCAACUUUCUGGCCUCUCAGCACAGACAGCUUCCUGACAUCGGUCCAUAUGAUGAUGAGGAAGAUGAUGUUCUUCUGAAGUCCACACGACGGGCUACCAGCUUGGAGCUGCCGAUGGCCAUGCGUUUCAGACACCUGGAACGGACCUCCAAGGAGGCAGUUGGAGUCUACAGGUCAGCGAUUCAUGGGCGCGGCCUCUUCUGCAAAAGGAACAUUGAAGCUGGGGAGAUGGUCAUUGAGUAUGCUGGCAUCGUCAUCCGCUCAGUACUCACAGACAAAAGAGAAAAGUACUAUGACGGCAAGGGUAUCGGCUGCUACAUGUUCCGCAUCGACGACUUCGACGUGGUGGACGCCACCAUGCAUGGCAACGCAGCCAGGUUCAUCAACCACUCCUGCGAACCAAACUGUUACUCGCGUGUGAUCAACGUGGAAGGCCGAAAACAUAUUGUCAUCUUCGCACUAAGAAAAAUCUACCGGGGCGAGGAACUCACCUACGACUACAAGUUCCCCAUCGAAGAUGCCAGCAACAAGCUCAACUGCAACUGCGGGGCCCGGCGAUGCCGCCGCUUCCUCAACUGAUGACUCUGUGGUAGAUCCUGGGUAACUAGUAAGCCUUAAUACGAAGAUGACGAGAGAUUACCUCCACAGCCUCGCAUGGAGAUAACCACUAUGAGACUGACCGGAAAUGCGCAGCUGGUCAGAAAAUGAGGGAAAUUUGACUAUUUGGAAAGUUUCCUGUUUCAAAUUUCCUCUGCGUAGUUUUACUUGUUUUUUUUUUUCUUGUUUUUUUUGUUGACACAUUCAGCUCCAUCAACAGUAAGCAAGGAUGUGGUUUUGAAUAUUUAUAACUCGGCAUUGAAGCAGACAAGAGAGGACUUCCUCUACUUUAAAUGGAGGAUGCCAACAUUCACUGAGCCUUAUGUGUUUGAAGCAUUGCUGAAGCUAAAGUUUGGUUCCUUGUAGAGUUUAUUAUUUUUGGGUGGAGGCAGGAUUCGUCCUUCUGUAGUGAUUUGUUCAGAAAUACUCCAUUUUAGUUUUACUUUGGUGGCGGGUUGGUUAUAGCUCCAUCUGUGCAGUGGUGAUGUCUGUUUUUGAGCCAUACAUUCACCCAAUCCUGUAUUUUUUGUGUUUGAAUUUGCUUACAAUCAACAGCUCUCUUUAUUUUUCUUAGAUGUAAAUUUUGUUUAUAACUUAACAACCAUGGUGCUAAAGCUUUUAAAGCUUUUUUUUUUCUUUUAGUUGGACUAAAACGUAUUGAGAAUCAGGAAUCGUUUAGCUGUAUAUAAUCCUCCCUGAUGAUAAACUUAUGCACUCAAGCAUUUCUUCUAAAAUCACUGGUGUGCCAAGAUUCUCCAAUUUAGCAUCAGGCCUCUGCUGUUUUUUUUUGUUUUUGUUUUUUUAUCUGCUCCCAAUUCUAAAUUGGAUGUUGUAACGUGGUGGUACUGUAGUGUCAUAGUUAUAAAAACAGAAGCGUGUCUUGUUAGACAUUGUAUGUGCUCUGCAUAUGUAGCAAACACUACCCAAAGCCAAAAGUGAAGAUUUGUAUAGGGGAGAGAUUUUUUUUUAAGUACAUUUUUUGUUUUCUAGCCUGAUGCUAAUUUUUUACUUCUUCCUAAUGCAAUAAAACUUGGCGGGUCAGCAGUUUCACACCAAUAAACAUAACCACCAGAGCAUUACCUUCAUGUUUCGGAGACCUGCUAAAGACUAGAAGUCAGGGAGAGUAAUGGGGCUUAAAGCGUUGCUACUGAGCGCUUGUGUUCGGCGCAGAGCUGAGAGGGGCGUUGUGCACCUUUUGGAGAAAAAGCAAAACGUUGUAAGUUGAUGUUCAGCGCUGUUGAUGACGAGGGUAGAUUGAAAUCCCGCAGUUCGGCUUGUUAAUCGUAUUUAUUCAUGUUUGGAUUUGUGUUUUUAACGGUAAAAGGUUUUGCUGUUUAUAAUGCGGUGGUGGUCUAAUGUACAGCAUUUCCCCUCUUUUGCAUCUUUCUUUUGUUUACAGGUGAUGUCCUUCGUUUUUGGUUGUUUACUUGAAUUUCCAUUUCAGGCCGUUGUCAUACAUUUAAGCCUUUUAUGACUGUUAUAAUUUUUUUUUUUUAAAGAAGUCUUUUUAUUGAUAUUUUUUUAUUGUAGAAGACUGUCUAGCAAAGAAUCAGCCACAGGAGUUAAAAGUGAGCACUUUUCGCCUACUAAUACCCACUGUAUAUUUUGCUUUCAUCCAUCUCCUUUCCGUUUUAAAGACUCAAUAGAGCAAAUCGACAUCAUGUUUUAACCCAUUUUCUCAUUUGCAUGACUUGUGCUGGGAUAGAGCCCAGGUUAGCAGGGCAGAGUCGGUCCUAACUUGCAAGGAUUUCUACCUCAGCUGAUUAAACAGAUGUUUGGGAUUACUGAUGCAAAAAGAGACUUUGAUAAAAAAAUUAGUAAAAAGCUUGUUUUUAAUAUUCUUGUAUGUACGUGUGUGUGUGUUUGUACGUAUAUAUAUAUAUAUAUAUAUAAUAUAUAUAUAUAUAUUAGUGUGUUUUUCUUUAAUUCUGUGUGCAUGGAAAGAAGGCUGUGGAAGCCCUAUUUAAAAGCAAAAGUUAUGACCAUCUCUCCCAGGAUCUGUUAAAGCUGUAUGUUAUAUAUAUACAUACCUAUAUAUAAAUAUAAAUAUAUAUGAGAAAUCUAAAAAAUACGGUUAUUUUAGAGUGUAAAAGACAUAGAAAUGAGAAAAUGUGCUCUUUAAAUUUACGUCUUUGUUACCAUGUAAAAAUAAACCCUGAGUUUGUAAAUACUUGUAUAUACAUUUCUAAACCUGUUUAAUUUUCUAUGCACUUUUUUUAUUUAUAAUGUUACUUGCUUAAUAAAGAUGUUAAGAUGUUUGAA
Molecule: messenger RNA, 14087 nt
Organism: Cyprinodon tularosa
Lineage: Eukaryota; Metazoa; Chordata; Actinopteri; Cyprinodontiformes; Cyprinodontidae
Gene: kmt2bb
Product: lysine (K)-specific methyltransferase 2Bb
Exons: 36
Coding region: 45-11807 (3920 amino acids)
Biological process (GO): positive regulation of DNA-templated transcription
Cellular component (GO): nucleus; histone methyltransferase complex
Molecular function (GO): DNA binding; zinc ion binding; protein binding
Source: RefSeq, a predicted model, not a curated record